GACGACGCGACUAGAACGCGCCGUGCGCUUUCUUUCUGAACAUUGUGACACUCUGGACUACUUUAUCUUGAACCGACCGUACAGUGCAUGCCUUCUCAGACAUGAUAGACUACGUCUCUCUCAUACCCAACGACGUUGAUCUGUCUCGAUCUCAUCCCUAUCUGCGUUUACCACAUCCGAGAACGGGAAGUCCCCAGCUAUACCUCCCAUAUGUAUCACCCGAAGGCAAAGAGACAGUGUUGGAGGCAGUCAAGCUCAAUGGCUCGAAACGACGGACGUGGUUCAUCGGUGACUCGCAGAUUGACGCGGGGACCGUAUUGAUGCAUGUCCCUGUGGACCCUCUAUUUCUUGUCAUACCGCUCGUGUUCUCCCUCAUUCCCACUCAGACCCCUUCAAAUCGCCCAUUCCAACCUUUAUCAGACCUCAUUUCCACGGUGUCCUCGUCCCCGAUGUUCGCCCUCACUCCACCAUUCACAUCCAGCUCUUCCGCCGUUCGUGGAGGCUGGAACGAAGAUGUUGAAAAGCUUUUGAACCUGAAGAGUGUCCGAAGGGCUUUCAAGCUCUGCUGCGAGAAGAAAGUGGCGCCUAUUGGACCCCCAUCACCGAAUUCCACAGGUGAAUCAUCUUCUAAGCCUGCCAGCAUAGCCUAUUAUCGACCAUCGAUGGACGCUAUCGUUCAUCUCUUGCGUAUCAAGGUCGAUCACUUCGCUGCGCCACCUCAGUGGGGCAGCUUUGAUCAUUUGGUCCGAAGCCUCGCCAGGGACGGGCUGGCGGAUGAAUCCCAUUCAGAACUUGCAAAGGAGGCACGACUCAAAUCUUCAAUCGAGCACAUCGCCCAGUAUCUUCCGGCAGGCGUUCUUUCUGCUCUCCAAUCUUCCUUCAACUUUUCUGCCCUGCAAGAGUACCUUGCCAAUCGGACAGCGGCUACACUGGCUGCUCAGAUGCCUCCUAGCAAGUCAAACAAGGAGAAAGCGGCAGCGGGCGUGAAGCGUAAAGGGUCUGCGACAAGUCGUGGAGUGGAAACCCUCAAAAAGGUCAAUACGAGCUCCAUGGCCAAGUUGACAAGCUUCUUCAAGCCCAAGAAUUAGAGUGAAUGAAGACAUUGAAAUGUUUAGAUCACCUUGUUGUAUGCCCAUGAGCAGUGCAUAAUCUA
Molecule: messenger RNA, 1153 nt
Organism: Kockovaella imperatae
Lineage: Eukaryota; Fungi; Basidiomycota; Tremellomycetes; Tremellales; Cuniculitremaceae
Product: ribonuclease H2, subunit B
Exons: 6
Coding region: 102-1088 (328 amino acids)
Biological process (GO): RNA catabolic process; ribonucleotide metabolic process
Cellular component (GO): nucleoplasm; ribonuclease H2 complex
Source: RefSeq, a predicted model, not a curated record